This is a messenger RNA of Penicillium argentinense, 510 nucleotides long. Its product is annotated as coiled-coil-helix-coiled-coil-helix domain-containing protein. The record is from RefSeq and is a predicted model, not a curated record. Lineage: Eukaryota; Fungi; Ascomycota; Eurotiomycetes; Eurotiales; Aspergillaceae. The transcript has 3 exons. Bases 1 to 510 code for a protein of 169 amino acids. Gene Ontology annotation, biological process: mitochondrion organization. Gene Ontology annotation, cellular component: mitochondrion; nucleus.
AUGCCUCGUCAACAACGCCGUGCCGCUCCCACCCCUGCGCGCAGCGCUCCCUCGCGCCCUACCGCCGCUCCUCAGGCUGCUCGCCCGGCCGCUGCCCCCCAGCAGCAGCAGGCACCUCACUCGACUGCCGCUCACCAGCCCCAACAACAAGCUCCUCCCAUGCAGGCUCCUCCCCAGCAGAGCGCUGGCCCCGGCCUUUUCGGCCAGAUGGCUUCCACCGCUGCUGGUGUCGCCGUGGGUUCCUCUAUCGGCCAUGCUAUCGGUGGUCUGUUCAGCGGCGGCUCCAGCGCCCCUGCUGAGUCCCAGCAACAGGCUCCCGCCCAGUCCCAGCCCAUGGACAACGGCCUGUACCAGAGCAGCGCCACCAACAGCUCCUGGGAGAACCCCGCCUGCGAGACUGAUGUCCGCAACUUCCGUCAGUGCAUGGAUGAGAACCAGGGUAACAUGAGCAUUUGCGGAUGGUACCUGGAUCAGCUUAAAGCCUGCCAGGCUGCUGCCAAGCCUUACUAA